Messenger RNA from Monodelphis domestica (gray short-tailed opossum), 1889 nucleotides. Its product is annotated as apolipoprotein L3. The record is from RefSeq and is a predicted model, not a curated record. Gene Ontology annotation, molecular function: lipid binding. Gene Ontology annotation, biological process: lipid transport; lipoprotein metabolic process. Gene Ontology annotation, cellular component: extracellular region; membrane. NCBI's taxonomy places the organism in Eukaryota, Metazoa, Chordata, Mammalia, Didelphimorphia, Didelphidae.
AGGUGAGGAAAUGGAGGCACAGACACGUUAAGGGUCAGGUAGAAUUCCAACUUAGGUUUUUCCAACUCUGAGUCCUGAGCUCUAUCCAUUGUGCCAUCUAGCUGCCAGAAUUGAGGAUUAUAGAGGUAGAAUCACGGGGAUUUUACAUCUGAUUUGUUACUGACAAUGAGCUAAAGAGGAAAAUUUCAGAAGGACUUUAAGCACUGCAACCCUGGGUGACUACAAAGGGGGUGAUGGCCUCAGUGGAAAUAGGAUUUGAUGAAGACUGGUUGUUCAAAUGUGUGGUAUGGGAGGGGACAACAAUAAAGUCAUUCAAUAUUAGUUGUUGUGAGUUCAACAUUAAGAACUUCUCAUUUGGAUGCGAAGGCUUCUCAGAUGGAGUGAAAAAAUUGCUAGGUCGACUGAAACACCUGCAUGGGCAAGAUUUCCUGCUAAUGGAGGAUAAACUGCUCAACUGGUUCCAGCCCCUGCUUCUACCGUAGAAGAUGCUAGAAGAAGUAAAAAGGAAGGUGGAAGAAGUCAGAAGCUUAUAUUGUUUAUUCGUGGGAAUGCUAUAUCUGGGGCACCAAUUAUUAGAGGCACAAGUCAGUUUCCGAAGCCUCCAAUUAUAAUAGAAAUGGAUGACUUUGAGGAGUUUUGGGUCUCAAAGAGCAGAGAAGAUGUGAAUCAAUUGCUGUCUGAUGACCAGGCUUAGGAGAAAUUUGUGGCUGAGUGGGCUUUCAUGAGAAAUAAUGCUGAUUAACUGGGGUAUCCUGUCACAGUGAUAAAAGCUGAUGCUCUGAAAAUGGAGAGCCUAGAGGAUCCUGAUAAAAUCACAGAUGAUCCUGAUAAAAUCACAGGUGAUCCUGAUAAAAUCACAGGUGAUAUUAAUGAAAAUAUGGCACACAAAGAAAUGGAGCAGGAACUGGACAUGUUAUUGACAAAUGCUGAUGAUCUGAAAAAGGAUAAUGAUGAUAUAAGCUCAUAUGGUGAAGCUUUUGACAACCUGGAGGAGUUUUAUGAAUAUAUGGUAUUUCAAGAAAUGCAGGAAGAACUGGACACGUUUUCGUCUGAGUUUCCCAGAGUAAAACCAGAGCUAGAGAAUUUUAUCCACAACCUUUAUAGUAAGGCAGACAGAUUUGACAAGAUCCAUGAUGACUGUUCGGUUGUCCUUUUUUUAAUCUGUGCCAUUGGGGCGUUCUCCAGCAUCAUGAGUGUAGUUGGGAUUACACUAGAACCUAUAAAUGAAACAAGGGGCAGGGCCCUCUGUCUAAUUGGGUUGGGGAUGGGAACGGUAGUCAUUGUCAUUGGUAUUUUUACAGGUUUCAUUGAUCAUUCGGGUGACUUACAAGAGAGAGAAUUUUUUAGUGAACUUGAGAGAGAUAUAAAUGUUAAUAUCCCUGAGGAAAAUUCGAAUGAGGAGGAACCUAAACUCUUUUCUAGAUUGCAGAAAUAUAAUCAAAUAUUCAAAGAUGUUCAAAAUCGCUGCAAAGAGUUUCAGCUAGGCAAAACCAAUCCACCCAUCAUAGAAGUUUCCCGCGGCUUUAUGUCAGGUACACGUUUCUCUGGCAAAAACAGCAGGCAACUCAGUCUGGCUGUUCAGAGAACAUUGGCCAUGAGCAAAGGAGCUAAGAUAAGGGGUGCAACAUUGUCAGGAGCUUUUAGUCAGGUAGAUGCAAUCAACAUUGCAAAAGCGGCAAUGGAUUUGUCAAAUGCUACAAUAACAGAGAAAAUGAGGAAGAUCGCUCAGGCUCUGGAAAAGAAUCUUCAGGCACUCUCCAACUACUUUGAGAAACUGCAGAGAAUGGACUUUUGAUAGACAACCCCCAAGUAAUGGGGCAGGGCAGGCAAUGGUCAAUGGAUGGGGGUGACUCAGAAGGAGAAUAAAGGGGACUCUACUCUAGGUUAAA